GGCGGCAGGCGCCGGGUGGGGGACCCGAACGCCCGGGCAGCAGUCACCGCGCCGUCAGAGCAGCGAGCGCUGAGCGGCCAUGAGGGAGAUCGUGCAUAUCCAGGCUGGCCAGUGCGGGAACCAGAUCGGCACCAAGUUUUGGGAAGUGAUCAGCGACGAACAUGGCAUCGACCCGGCCGGAGGCUACGUGGGUGACUCUGCGCUUCAACUGGAGAGAAUCAACGUCUACUACAAUGAGUCCUCGUCUCAGAAGUACGUGCCCAGGGCCGCCCUGGUGGACUUGGAGCCGGGCACCAUGGACAGCGUGAGGUCUGGGCCUUUUGGGCAGCUCUUCCGGCCUGACAACUUCAUCUUCGGACAGACUGGCGCCGGCAACAACUGGGCCAAGGGCCACUACACAGAGGGCGCUGAGCUGGUGGACUCUGUCCUGGACGUGGUGCGGAAGGAGUGUGAGCACUGCGACUGCCUGCAGGGCUUCCAGCUGACCCACUCGCUGGGCGGUGGCACCGGGUCUGGGAUGGGGACCCUCCUCAUCAGCAAGAUCCGCGAGGAGUACCCUGACCGCAUCAUGAACACCUUCAGCGUGAUGCCCUCGCCCAAGGUGUCGGACACGGUAGUGGAGCCCUACAACGCCACCCUGUCCGUGCACCAGCUGGUGGAGAACACAGACGAGACCUACUGCAUCGACAAUGAAGCACUGUAUGACAUCUGCUUCCGCACCCUGAAACUGACCACCCCCACCUAUGGGGACCUCAACCACUUGGUGUCAGCCACCAUGAGUGGCGUAACCACCUCCCUGCGCUUCCCGGGCCAGCUCAACGCUGACCUGCGCAAGCUGGCCGUGAACAUGGUGCCCUUCCCACGCCUGCACUUCUUCAUGCCUGGCUUCGCCCCACUCACCGCCCGCGGCAGCCAGCAGUACCGGGCGCUGACCGUCCCCGAGCUCACCCAGCAGAUGUUUGAUGCCAAGAACAUGAUGGCCGCCUGUGACCCGCGCCACGGCCGCUACCUGACCGUGGCCGCCGUGUUCCGGGGCCCCAUGUCCAUGAAGGAGGUGGAUGAGCAGAUGCUGGCCAUCCAGAACAAGAACAGCAGCUACUUCGUGGAGUGGAUCCCCAACAACGUGAAGGUGGCCGUGUGUGACAUCCCACCCCGGGGCCUGAAGAUGUCGGCCACCUUCAUUGGCAACAGCACAGCCAUCCAGGAGCUAUUCAAGCGUAUCUCGGAGCAGUUCUCAGCCAUGUUCCGGCGCAAGGCCUUCCUGCACUGGUUCACGGGCGAGGGCAUGGACGAGAUGGAGUUCACCGAGGCCGAGAGCAACAUGAACGACCUGGUGUCCGAGUACCAGCAGUACCAGGACGCCACGGCCGAUGAGGGCGAGGAAGCUUUUGAGGAUGACGAGGAAGAGAUCAAUGAGUAGAGGCGUGUCCUGCCUUGGACACCGAGGCUCAGAGGUCUUUUCUCCAAGCCUGGUGUGUCUCCUGGCCGCCCAGGGGAGUCCCGUCUGAGUGUGGGGACCGUCCCCUCACAGGGGCGGCGGACUGUCCUGUCCGUCAUCUGGGAUAGAGGGCGUCAGAAGAGCGGGAACUGGCAUCCCUGUCCGAACAUCGUACCAGAGAGGACACGAAAGAACUCAUGGGCCAUAAAUAAAGGGCUAAAUAAACAAAC
Messenger RNA from Capra hircus (goat), 1668 nucleotides. RefSeq names its product tubulin beta 6 class V (gene TUBB6). Lineage: Eukaryota; Metazoa; Chordata; Mammalia; Artiodactyla; Bovidae. The transcript is spliced from 4 exons. The record is from RefSeq and is a predicted model, not a curated record. Bases 80 to 1420 code for a protein of 446 amino acids. Gene Ontology annotation, biological process: mitotic cell cycle; microtubule cytoskeleton organization. Gene Ontology annotation, molecular function: GTPase activity; structural constituent of cytoskeleton; GTP binding. Gene Ontology annotation, cellular component: microtubule; cytoplasm.